UUUAUAGACGAAUAAUAAAUAUAAAGAAACGCAUUCAUUCGAGGCGGGAAAUGACGAUUCCAAAAAGUAUAAACGCCAUUUAGGGAAUAUAAACUACGUUACCCAGGAGGCUUUUCUGUAUACGUCAUUUACAAUUGCCACUUUUUUUGUUUACGUUUUUCCACCAGUGCUAGCUAGUUAGUUCCGGGCAGAAUUGUAUUAUUUUGAAGGCAUUAAAACAUUUUUUGUGACUAGCAAAAACGUUUAUUUAAAAAAAAAAAAAAAAAACGAAUUUAAGAAAAAUAUAAGUUGGGACUUCUGGCACUCUGGGGCAAAAACGCAACUAUGCUAGUAGUUAGCUUCUCACUUUCGUUUGGUUGAAAUUCUAGUCUUGCCGACGCUAGUUCAUCGUUAUUCGGAAAUCGUCUCCGGAUAAGAUGCUGUUGGUUUUUCUUUGCUGCGGUCUGUGUCUGACCGGGUUAGGACAGCAAGCUAACGGCGGGUGGCUUGACCCCUUCGACAUGCUAAACUACGACUCCAGCUCCAAAACAAUGAGGAACUCCGAGUCACAAACCCGCGACAUUGCUGAAGACGAGCCCCAGCAGAAAACAAACCAGGCUGUGCUGCCCCAAUGUAACCAGCAUGUCACAGAUCUACUGGAACAGAUUAAAGAGCAAAAGAAUAAAAUCAACAUCAUCUCCCAACAAUCGUCAUGCAAUCCUGCUUUCAAGAGGUUCCUAAACAGACUCCUGAAGGAAGUGCACAGAGUUGGUGGGCCUUCUCAGUCUGAAGAUGGUAAAUAUGACGCCAGCAUAAAGUUGUCCAAACAAGCCAUAAAAGAGAUCCAGUCACUGGUGGACGGUGAAGAUCGGUGGAAAACUGGAGCUCUGGACAAUGCUUUAAGCCAGAUUCUGGUGGAUCUUAGGCCUCAUGAUUUUGAAGCCUGGAGGUGGCGUUUUGAGGACACUUUUGGCGUGGAGCUUGACACUGUAAUAAAGAUUGGAAUAUUUAUUCUCAUCGUAACAGUGAUCAUCUCUACCGAGUUGUGGUCCACCAUCUCCUGGUUUUUGCAAUUUAGAAGAAUGUUUAUCAUCUGUUUUUUCGUCAGUAUUAUCUGGAACUGGUUCUAUCUUUAUAAGAUUGCCUUUGCUGAACACAAAAACAAUUUAAUAAAGAUGGACAAAGACUAUGAGAAUUGCAGAGGACUGAAGCAAAUUACCUGGAGUGACAGCCUGAAAGAGUGGUACCGAAGCACAUGGACUCUUCAGGAUGAUCCCUGUAAGAAAUACCACGAGGUUCUCAUGGUCAACCCCAUCCUGCUGGUUCCUCCAAUGAAGGCUAUUACUAUGACAAUUACAACCUUUAUCACAGAUCCUUUGAAGCACUUAGGUCAGGGAAUCAGUGAGUUUCUCCGAGCCCUCCUGAAAGAUCUGCCAGUUACCCUGCAGAUCCCAGUCCUCAUCGUCAUCACCCUCUCCAUAUUGGUGUUCAUGUAUGGCAGUGUGCAGGCAGUUUUCCAGCAUGGCAUCCUGGCACCUUUUCGUCGUCCUCAAAGGGAGAGGCCUCAUCCAGUCAUUGAGCCGCCUCCGCCAAAUCCCUUGAGGAUAGAAGAUCGAGCUAACGAGGAAGCAAGGGUUCAACCUGCAGUUGAGGCUGUCCCAAGGAACCGAGCCGACAACGCCAGAGUGGAAAGGAACAAUAUUCACCACAGGCGAGGACCACCUGUGGAGACGCUCAGGUCUGCUAGAAACGAAGUGGACUCUCAUCUGCGGGGGGAUGUUUCUGAAGAAGAGAGAACUUCUUCUGAGACGGAGCCUGAAAACCAGCAGUCGGACGUGGCAGCAAGCGGAGACAAUGUGAACACAGUUGAGUUAAAACCUAAAAAAAACAAGUCCAAUUUAAAAACGUCAAAAAGUCCACAGUUGAAGAAUUUUUCUGGAGAUAAUCGCAGCAGGGAGGAUGCAGCUGCCAGCUCUCAAGCAGGAGAAAGGCAGCCUGGAGUGCAAGAAGUUCAGGAUGCAGGAACUCCAGGAGACGAUGCCGCCACCUCUUCUUUGCUGAGAGAAAUCGAGUUGGUUGGGUCUCCUGUUCAGGAGACGCGUCUAACAGACGAAAUAUAGAUAUCUGUGAGAAACAGUCCUGAAAUGGGUGAAAAUCUUGAAUUAUCACCUGUUAGCGCUUAUUAAAAAAACUCUGACGACAGUUUUUUUUAUUUUUUUUAUAUGUUUUCACAGGAGGGGGCAUUUUGUUAUAAAAUAAUCAGGAAAUGUUUUUCUUUUUUAAAUUUUUUAAAGAAAAUGUUGUUGUCAACUGUUCUAAACAUUAUACAUUGUUUUUAAUUGAGGCUUAAAAGAAACGGGGAUUUAAAUAAAAUUGUCAAAAUAUUAUUUUUGAUCAAAUAAAGCUUUUGAUUUUAAAGUUGAAUUUAAAUGAUUGUUUUAUAUAUCGGGGAGGGGGCUUUAUAUGAAUUAUGAAAUGGUGCCGCUGAUGUUCAAAAUACUGCCUUUUGGUUAUUAAUAAAGUAUAAUUAAGUUAAUUAUAUUUUUCAGAAAUAAUAUUUAGGGGACUUUGUAAAAUUUCCAAUAAAUCUUGUUUUUUGGAAACUGAACAGAAAUUUGAAAUGUUAGAUUUAUGACAAAUGUUUGUCAGAAAUUUCAAACUGAAACACACAUUAAAGUUGGUGCCUGUCUGC
Molecule: messenger RNA, 2671 nt
Organism: Oryzias melastigma (Indian medaka)
Lineage: Eukaryota; Metazoa; Chordata; Actinopteri; Beloniformes; Adrianichthyidae
Gene: clcc1
Product: chloride channel CLIC-like 1
Exons: 10
Coding region: 417-2099 (560 amino acids)
Cellular component (GO): endoplasmic reticulum; membrane
Molecular function (GO): chloride channel activity
Source: RefSeq, a predicted model, not a curated record